Anolis carolinensis (green anole) is the source of this 7882-nucleotide messenger RNA. RefSeq names its product coiled-coil domain containing 17 (gene ccdc17). NCBI's taxonomy places the organism in Eukaryota, Metazoa, Chordata, Lepidosauria, Squamata, Anolidae. The transcript is spliced from 31 exons. Bases 3147 to 7460 code for a protein of 1437 amino acids. The record is from RefSeq and is a predicted model, not a curated record.
AAUUACUAUAUUGUACUGUAUCAAUAUAUUGUAUCAAUAUAUCAAUAUAUUGAUUGCCAAGGCUCAGUGCUUUAAUUUCACAAGGUCUUUAGCCUUCUUUGCCAAAGAGAGCUGGUGUCUCACCAAACUACAAAUCCCAGGAUUCUGUAGUAUUAACCCAUGGCAGUUAAAGCGAUUUCAAACUGGAUUAAAUCUACAGUGUAGAUCAGGCAUGGGAAACCUUAGGCCCUCCAGAGGUUUUGGACUUCAGCUCCCACAUUUCCUGAUGUUGUGCAUUUUCCAGGUUGUAUGGCCAUGUUCCAGGAGCAUUAUCUCCUGACGUUUCGCCCACAUCUAUGGCAGGCAUCCUCAGAGGUUGUGAGGUCUAUUGGAAAUUAAGCAAGGGAUGUUUAUAUAUCUGUGGAAGGUCCAAGGUGGGAGAAAGAACUCUUGUCUGUUGGAGGCCAGUGUGAAUGUUGUAAUUGGCUAACUUGAUUAGCAUUUGAUGGCCUUGCAAGCUUCAUUCCUGCCUGGGGGAGUCCUUUUUUCGGAGGUGUUAGCUGCCCCGGAUUGAUUCAUGUCUGUAAUUCCUGUUUUCUGAUUGAUGUUCUUUUUUCGCUCUCCUGAUUUUAGAGUUUUGUAAUACUAGUAGCCAGAUUUUGUUCAUUUUCAUGGUUUCCUCCUUUCUGUUGAAAUUGUCGACAUGCUUGUGGAUUUCAUAACGUCAGGGGAAAAUGCUUCUGCAACAUGGCCAUACAUAGAGCCCGCCAUGAAAGCCUUCGACAGCCUCAUGCCCCUUCCUAACGGUAUUUAAUAAAUGUGAGAACUGAAGUAAAGAAUCUUAGAAGUUCCCAAGUUUACCUCUGAGUAAAGCAGAGCGUUGCAUUUUGGUUUCAAAGUAAAAUUGCUGCAAUAGAUUUUUUUUCCUCUAUUUUUUGACACAGAAAAGGGUAGCUCCACCAAGGUGGAGCCUCAAAAAAUUGGUUACAAACUCAUAAAUGUUCCUCUCCACGGAAAUCUUUAGUAAAAGGCGAAAGAUUUAUACGAUCUGAAGAGAAACCAGAGUAUACUUUUUUCUGCUGCUGCCACGGCCCUCACAAUAUCGCCGCCUGCUCUUUAGGUGAUAGUGACACCAGAAAAGCGACUAUUACUUUUGCUUUUCAGAAGAUUAUAUAGACAUUUCGGCAUUUCUAUCUGUUCUUAAUGUUCAUGUUGGCAAAGAAUAUUAGCUCAAAAUGCGGCAAACCCCUUCCCUUUAGCGCAAUGCACUAUGGUUGCAAAAAUAAGCAAAUGAGCUCCCGGGCACUUCCGCCCUCGCUUUUGGGAGAGGAAGCAUGGUCUCUUUUUUCCCUUGUUUGCAGUUUGUAACAGAGAUUCCUUACAACUAUAUUGUUACUUUCCCCAAAAGUAAUGCGAGGAUAUGAAAUGAAAACCCUGCUUGGACGAAAUACUUUUUGGACUACGAUCCCAUGAUCCCUAGAUAUUGACUUUCUGACCUGGGAACUCUGGGACUUGUAGUCCCAAAGCAACGUUUGGGAGUUCUGAGAUCCUGGAUGGUAUUUUUAGCUGCAUGAAAUUUAAAGGCAAAUCACCCUGAUUUUUGCCGUAUGCUGGACUGCAUCUACACUAGGCAUGGACAAACUUCGGCCCUCCAGGUGUUUUGAACUUCCACGUGCUUGUGGAUUUCCAUGGCUUCUCUGUAGUUUGACAAACAUGUGGACAAUUUCAACAAAACGGAGGAACCAAUGAAAAUGAACAAAAUGUGGCUACCAGUAUUUUAAAACUCUAAAAUCAGGACAGUAAAUCAAAAACAACACUCUGGAAACAGAGGAAUUCCAGACAUGAAACAAUAAGGGCCAGCGAAUCACUUCCCAACAAAGGAUUCCCCCAGGCAGGAAGCAGCCAAGCUUCGAAGCUGCAAGGCCAUUCAGUGCUAAUCAAGGUGGCCACUCACAUUUGCCUCAAGCAGACAAGAGUUCUUUCUCCCACCCUGGACCUUCAACAGAUAAACCCCACUUGCCUAGUUUCCAAAAAAAACCUCGCACCCUCUGAGGAUGCCUGUCAUAGAUGAGGGUGAAACGUCAGAAGAGAAUGUUUCUGGAACAUGGCCAUACAGCCCGGAAAACUCACAGCAACCCAGUGAUUCCGGCCAUGAAAGCCUUCGGCAGCACAAGAAUCAGUUUAUCAGGGGGGGGAAACUCCCUGAACAAUAUAGAUGAGAAAUCAAUUUAACUGGGAGUAAGAUUUUGUUUUUAUGCCCCCCUCUGUUUAACAUUUUCUCCAAAGGACUUGUUUCUGAAGAUGAAAAUUUUAAAUUACUGUUUUUAUUGUAAUAUUUUGGUAAUAUCAGUAGCAACGCUUGGAAAAUUGAGUUCUGCAACUACAGUUCCAAUUAUUCCAUAGUACUGGUCCAAGUGUUGUCAAACUGCGUUAAUUGGGCAGUGUAGAUGCAUCUUAAACCCGGUACUUAUAUUGCAAGGACAAAAAACUGUUAGCCCUUCAGAAGUUUUGGACAUCAAAUCCCAGAAGCUCCAACCAGCAUCACCAAUGUUUUGGGGGUUUUUGUGUGUCAGGAGCGACUUGAGAAACUGCAGGUCACUUCUGGUGCGAGAGAAUUGGAUGUUGCCCAAGGGACACCCGGAUAUUUUACCAUCCUGUGGGAGGCCUCUCUCAUGUCCCCGCAUGGGAAGCUGGAGCUGACAGAUGGGAGCUCACCCCACUCCUUGGAUUUGCACUGCCGACCUUUUGGUCAGCAGUCCUGCCGACACAAGGAUUUAAUCCAUUGUGACACUGGGGGCUCCUAUCACCAAUAUUAAAGGACUAUAAGCACUGACUGUAGAAACGUCUGAAGAAUGAGACUUUCUACUCCUGGCAUACAGAUCAUCCUCCCUUUGAUAAUAGUCAUUACAGAAGAAGCAAAAACUCCCUUUCUUUCUGACCAAUUCCUAAGUCUUAUUUAUCCCAACCCACAACUGCAAACACAAACAGAAGCCAUUGUCAUAGUGAUGAUCCCAGCUGCUCUUGGCUACUUGGCUCUGUUCCUCUGGCAAGUUGGCACCACACCCCAGUUACCAGCAUAGCAACUCAGAAACGCUAUAUGCCCAUGUAGCUCUUUCCUUCAAAGAAGUGCAAGUGGGCAAUACCUUCCAGAGAAAUACCUUCUCACGAUGACAGAUUUGGCGGUCUUCCGCUGUCCCAGCUGUGAGAUGGGCUUCCGUUCCAGGAAACUGCUAGAGAAGCACAUGGAAAAAUUCUGCAUCGGCCGAGAAACAGCUAUUUAUCAUGAGCCAGAAGCAUCAAAAACAAAGAGGCAUCACAUGAAAACCUUGGAAAAUGAGGAAUACAAGCAGCAGAGGUCUGACUUAAGAAGCUUAGACUACACAGGAAGUCUUUCCAACAGCCAGAUGUUGAAGAAACUGACAGAAGAGUUCCAGAAAAUGAGGAUAUCACUGGAAGGCACGCUUCCUGCAUUCAGGACCCUCCAGACAGAGGAUAGCGGCACGCAGCAGAUCUGCUACCAACAGGAAUAUUGGCAACGACAUCAGCAAAUAGCAGAAAUCCACGAGCGCCAAUUAGCUGAUAUUCAAUCCAGAAACCAACACUUGGAACAACAGAAGAAUGAGAUCCACAAACGCCUGGAAGAGCUGAAAUUAGGGAACUCGGCUACAUCUCAUAUAGAACAGUUGUUAGUGGAGCUGAAUGCUCAGGAAGGAAAAAACCAGCUCACCCUGGAUGCCCUGCGGAAACAAGUGGGACUGCUGCAGGUAACAGCAGAGAGCAGGAGCAAACCUGAACCCACCACCAUGAUAAAAUCAGACAAUGUUACAGACAAGGUGAAGGAGAACGUCUUCUUCAAGUCUAUGCCAUUUCUACCAGCUGUUGGCCCUCUGUCUUCAGAGAUACAGUCUGUAUACCUGGCUUAUGUGCAGAGUGGAGGCAGUGACGUUAACGUCCUUCGUCAGAUGUAUGAGCUGCAGGUAGAGGCUAUAGCACUGGAGAAAGCUGAAGCAAAACCUGAACACAAGAGCAGAAGGAAGAAAUAUGAAAGCAGCCCCAGUGCCUAUUCAAGGGGUCUGGAUGCUGAACUCUUGUCCGUUGAGUUGGAAAAUCAGAAGUUGGAAGAUGAAAUACUAAAAUUAAAGAUCCUGAAGGACAGAAGGAUAGUAGAACAUGAAUCUUUGGAUACAGAGCUGGCUAAACUGGAACAGAGGCACAUGGCAGAGAUGGCUCAUCUUCAUGCUGAGAUUGGCAGAUUGAAACAGGACCCUGAGAGGAUGAAACCCCGAGGGCCCAGAAGGGGGUUGCCACCCCUAUUGCCACCUCCUAUAGCUCCUCCUCUGCCACCACCACCUCCUCAUCAUCUUCAUGGCCUCCCAGACCCUGGCUUUCUAUCUAGCAGUGUGAACCCCGUGAGAUCAUCUGCCAGAGCUACAAGCCAUUAUUUCCUGGACCCCUCUGAUGCCCUGGGACCAGCUCCGUAUGAUCCAGCGUCUGGUUUUGUGAUAUUUUAUGAUUUUCUCUUGGGUCUGGAUCCCACAUUUUACCAAAUUUGCCUGGUCUCUGCCCUGUAUCGUAAUGGAAAAGAGCUGGGCAAGCCCACACCACUGCCCGUUGUCUCCUCAGAUAUGGGACAGUCCUCACAGUAUAUGAUGGAUAGACAAAGAGGGUGUUGUGCCAUCUUGGCGACCCAACAGCCAGUUCCUAGAAUUCUCCCUUCAACUUCUAUUGCCCUUGUAACUGAACUUCAAGCCUCCGGAGGCUUUGAUGCUUAUGGACUAGAAAUAGAGAGCUUGGCUCCCAGAGGGUGGGCCAAAAUCCAAAUUUUUGACCAACUGCAUCAAGUGAUGAGUGGACGAUGGAAGGUACCUAUCCGGGCGCUUCCUGUGAAGCCAGGACUUAAUGUGGAGCAGAUGAAUGGUGUACCUCAGGCUGGCAAGGCUGAGCUUUACUUGCGACUGGUGAAUGCAAGAGAUGCUGAUAUGCAGUCAAUGGCUGAAGUCCAUCCUGGCAAUGCCUCCCUGUACAAAUACCCUCCAACCGCGUUCAGUGGCACAGCAUCUUCUGCUGAUGCUCUUCCAACCCAGCACGCCUUUCGCUCUGCCCCCACCAGCCUGUCCUUUUCUGUCCCUCCUUACACUGGCUUUGUUGACCCUCCUCCAAAUCAGGAACAGUUUGUCCAACACCAAUCCAAUAAAAGUGACACAGCACCUCAGAGGCCGCAACAUCAGCAGCAGAAAUUAAAAGGAGAAUUGGGGUUCAUCCUUGAUAGAGUGAAAGGUGCUCCUCUUGGAGAUGGGGCCAUCCGGCUGACAGGUUACCACCAGAAAACUGGUCAGGUCAUUGGCACCAGAGACUCAGGACUGAAUUACUGCACUGAUUCUGUCAGGUCCAACAUCAAAUAUGGCUACUUCGUGUUAGGAGAGCAGGAGGUAACCUUCUGGGAUGUUACACCACAGGAGGACAUGAUCCUUAUUAUCCGCUUUUACCACUGGCCUAGUGGGAGAACGGCGCCUGCCCCUUGGGACAAAGGAGCCAAGCCUCAGCCCCAGCCACUAGUGGGCAGCGAACAAUGGCUAGCUGCUUGGACUGUGCUCAGGUUGACCAAGAGGUCUGAAUCCUCUAAAGUGAUGCUUGCAGGUCAAGGGCAGGAAGGAGAGCGUAGAGUGCUUGGAUGGAACACAGGGACCCACACGCUGGCUCUGUUCCAUGCUCCUGUGCCACCUGUAGUAGCCUUGUCAACAGUGUCAGCAGAACAAGAUCAGAACUUUAAGCUGUAUGGCGAUGCAACUUUGAGACUGCAUGUCUUUAGCACCCAGAAGCCUGAUCUUCCUUUCCCACCGGAAUCACCAUUUGUAUUUAACCCUGCAAAAACAUGGCCAGAUGAAGCUUUUAUUCACCAUGUCAGGGAGACACCUCCUCUUGAGUCAUUUGAUACUGGGGAUGGCUUUGACCUGUACAUCGAUGGAGCUCGCUUUCUGCCUGAUGGCAUCACGGUUACCAGAGUGACUGCUUGCAUCUUUACCAGCAAUUACAAACAGGUUGGCCCAGACAUUUACACCGACAUUGACUUGAAUAGCAACAUCUAUGAUCCAGCUUACAAUUACUCCGUUGAAAUCCGGGAACUGGUGUUAACACCAUGUGCAACUCUUCUCUUAAAGGUUUAUUCAAUUGAUCCCUUGAGCUCCAGACUCAUCCAAAUUGGCUGGGCAGCUCUCAGUCUUUUUGUGGAAUUUGGAACACUCUCAGCCCCUGAGCCUGGAACAGAGGGGAUUCGGGUCUCCUUAAAUGAUGGUGCUCAUCAGCUUCGCAUUUUUCACAACAGUCCCUGCCCAGACCAGCCUUUUUCUACCCUUUCUUUGACCUCAAAAGGACGAUAUGUGCCUUGUGCAACCCUACUGGUGCGGCUUCUCAAGGCUCCUGUAGAUUCCAGUCAUCACACUUUGCAAAGAACCAUGAUUCCUCAAACACAGUGGGUCCAGCUGGGCCUCUUCCAACUCAGGCCUGAUUAUUCUGAUGGCGUUUAUUACUCAGACUCAGCCAGACCUACUCCAGGAGAAAGUUGCCUCUAUGAGGCUAUGAUGAUGAGGUCAGUUGUUUCAGUUCGAGAGAUUAUUCAACAGCUUGUUGGACAUAAGAAGAGCUUGAACACAGAUGAGGAAAUCUUGACCUGGAUCCACAAGAAACUAAAACGGGAACCAGACAGUAGGCCACAGUCCUUCAACCUCACCUACAUCUCCAGAUACAUCCCAACAUAUGGCAUCAAGUUUGCAGUGGAUAGAGCAAUGAAUUUACCCUGGUCAGGCUUGACCACAGCCCAUUUCUGCUUCAAUCCACCUGGAGCAUUUUACUUUGGGAGAGAUUGGCUGAAAUAUGACUAUCCCAUCUUCCUUAAAGAACUUGACACAAACAGCUAUGAGAAAUGGCCUACAUGGCUCGAUGGUUUCAAGUCCUGUCCUCACAGGGUUUACUAUGAGCAUUCAACAGUUAUUAUCCACCUGUCCAGAAGAGCAGAAAGUUCAGCCCAUAUGACUGAAAACAAAAAUGCUCAGCCAAGAAAGAAAACAACCAACCCGAAGGUAGACCACUCAGAUAACACACCAAGUGAGGCGUGGACUGCUCUCCAUGUAUUUUCUACAGGUUACUGUAACACUGGCGUUUACCAAUUGCCCCUAUUCCAAGGAGCUCCUAGCAAGAUCAUGUUGGCUGCUUUAUCUCAAGGAAAAUGCAAUAGUGUGAUAAAGAACAUGCUUCAUAGACAAAUGAUCCAGGUAGUGCCAGGUGCAUCUGUGGUUGUGCGCAUUGCUGAUGGAAGAUGGGAUGGAGAAUUCAGCUAUACAUCAUUGGACAUUGAGCAAUUGUUUCUACCAAAAGAAGCAUUAGGCUUGUACAACAAGGAAGCCUCUGGAGUAAAAAUUGCAGAAUUAAUGCUACAGGAAACAUCAGAAAAACAGAUAAGGCUGAUGGCUCUGGAGCAAUUUUAAAUGUUGAUAAUUAUUCAAUGGUGCAUUAUCCUCAAAAUACAUAAAGCUGCCAGAAAUGGAUGUUAGUACUUCAAAAAACCAUUCAAGGGACAACCAUCACAGAAACAGGUAUCUUUGGCUCGGUAAUCAAGAAUUUUGCUAGUAACCAGGCAGUUUUCCACAAUGGGCCAUGGUUAUUUUCCUCUGCUUCGAAGUUUUCUAUGUCAACAGCUGGGACUAGUUUACCAAACCAGCCUUUUUUGCAAUUAAUCUGAACAAAUCUUUCAAUACAAUAAGAAAAGCCAUCUCCUUAUCUACUCUACCCAAUAAUGCAUUCUCAAUCUGUUGUAUUUCCCUUGUUGUUCUGGUAGUUCUUAUUUUUGUUUCUACUGCUCUUUUCAUUGAACAGAAUGUAAUAAAUGAUUGAUAUAGUUAAAAAAUGA